Culex quinquefasciatus (southern house mosquito) is the source of this 3148-nucleotide messenger RNA. RefSeq names its product gastrula zinc finger protein XlCGF57.1. Gene Ontology annotation, molecular function: zinc ion binding. Bases 732 to 2510 code for a protein of 592 amino acids. Gene Ontology annotation, cellular component: nucleus. The record is from RefSeq and is a predicted model, not a curated record. The transcript is spliced from 6 exons. NCBI's taxonomy places the organism in Eukaryota, Metazoa, Arthropoda, Insecta, Diptera, Culicidae.
CAUGGAUGUGAGUGUGCUGAAAGAAGAGCUCAAAACUCUUAAGUUGAACGUGAUCGAAGUCUUCAAGAUAACGAGACACAACAAGGAUGAUCAACUGUACCUAGUUCAUCUCGAGAAAGGAUCGGCAACGACGUCUGAAUCGAAAGCAGUUCCCAGCAAUUUUCAACAUCAUCGUGACUUGGAAACGUUAUCGUCCAGUGCACCGUGACAUGGCGUAAUGUUCGAAUUGCUUGCAGUUUAGACAUGGUGGAAGGAACUGUUUCAUCAAGAGUCGUUGUGCAACCUGCGGAGGUGAGCACAAACAUAAGCUUGCAACACAAUCAACGAGAACAUCGAAGCCAAAUGCUUCAACUGUGGUGGCGACCAUUCGACGAAGAAACGGAGCUGCCCAAAACGUUUGUAAAAAUUCGGCAGCAAGCGACGACAAGGAACUAAUCAAAUCUUCGCAAAACACCAUCAGCAUUCACGGACGUGGAUUUUCUUGCUUUGGCGUCGUCAGGAGCGGGAUCUACUCGAGUGGUUCCAAAUCUGAAACCAUUGCCGUUUGAUAAGCGCCAAAAAGUUGCAGAGAAUACAACACCUCCAGGCUUCAGUCAGCAACCGAGGGAAAACCAACCAGCAUCAACGGAUGAAGGCAGUAGUGACCUGUUUUCACCACAAGAACUUCUGCACAUUUUCUUCGAGAUGACAGCAACUCUGCGUGGUUGCAAAACUCGCCAGGAACAAUUGCGAUGAACGAAACCAUCAGCCUGGACCAGCUAUCGCUGGCGUUCACCUGCCGGACCUGUCUGAACACCGACUCGCGCCAGCAGCUGGUUCCGAUCUUCGACGGACACCAUCAGCCCUUUGACCUGCUCCAGCAGCUGCGGUUCCUCAAGCUGAAGAUCGCACCGGACGACGGACUUCCGGCCAGCAUCUGCAGCGGUUGCAUGGAACGUCUAGCAUCCGUCGAUGCCUUCCGGACGCAGUGCGAAAAGGCGCAGGAAGUUCUGGACAGCUACUUUGCGGGGUUGCCGAACGGCGGUAAGGAGGUUGAGGAGCUGCAGUACACGGAUGUGGAACAGCUGGAAGAACCGACUGGACAGGAUGAAGAUCUGCACUGUUCGGUUUGUGGGAAGGGUUACAAGCGGCGGGUCCAUCUGGAACGACACCUACUCAAACACAAGAGUGGCGACGAAAUUAAAGUGGAGCCGGUGGCACCGGCCACCAGCUACGUCUGCUUGAAAUGUGGCAAGCGGUUCAUGAAGGUGGAAUCGCUGCUUCAGCACAAGACUGAUGGGAAGUGCGUCUCGGCGGAGCAGCCAGAGUGUCGAUUCUGCUCUGAGCAGUUCUCGUCGGAGCAAGAGCUGGAAGCACAUCUGGAGCAGGUUCAUCCGAAGGAUCGUCCGCACGCGUGUCCGCUGUGCAAAAAAACAUUCCAGAGCGUUUCGAACCGGAACACUCACUUGCUGCUGCACAACGGGGAAGGUUCGGUAAAGUGUAACGAGUGCGAGCAGUCCUUCCGGAGCAAGGUUUAUCUGAGACGACACGUCAAAGCCGUCCAUACGGUUAGCCAUCACGAGUGCGACCAAUGUGAAGCUACCUUCACCAGCACCGCCAAGUACGAGUACCACCUGAAGUCACACAAUCCGAACAAAAAGUACCAAUGCCGGGACUGUCCAAAGUCCUUCCUGCAGCAGCACCACCUGAUCAAUCACGAGCGCAUCCACUCCGGCAUGAAGCCGUUUCUUUGCAACGUGUGCGGCAAAGGCUUCAUGCACGAACCGAGCUUCAAGACGCACCUGAAAAUCCACGCCGGAGUCCGACCGCACGUCUGUGAGAUCUGCUCGAAGAGCUUCGUUCAGCGAGCUACCUACGUCCAGCACGUGGCCAAACACGGGAAUACCCGAGCGUUCCAGUGCGACCACUGUGGUAAGGACUUUGUUCAGCGAGCGGCGCUCGCGGCUCACCUCAAAACGCACAACCAAACAGACCAACUUGAAGAGCCAGCAAAGAGCAAAGAUGAUCCUCAGCCCAAGCUGGAAGCACCAGCGAAAAGUGCCAAGAGCUUGAACUUCACGUGUCAACAAUGCAACAGGGUGUUCAAGCUACCUUCGUCGCUUGAGUCGCACAUGAAGAUCCACCGAGAGGAGCGGAAUCACGUUUGUGGCGAGUGCGGCAACUGCUUCAAGCGGGCGGAACAUCUACGGGUGCACAUCAACGGAGUUCAUCUUAAGCGCAAGCCGUACAGCUGCGAGGUCUGCCACAAGGCGUUCGCGCAGUCGGGCGAUCGGAAUGUGCACAUGCGGCGCCACAACGGCGACGAUCGGCCGCACAAGUGCGCCUACUGCGACAAGAGCUUCGGGCUGGCCAAAGCGCUGCGAUCGCACGUCCGCUUGCACACCGGCGAGCGACCGUUUGUGUGUUCGCUGUGCAAGGCGGGCUUCAUUUCGUACAGUGCGCUGGCGGCACACACGUUGAAGCAUCAGGAAGAGGAGCUGAUUCGGAGUGAACUACAAACCUAUCUUUAAAUGUGUGAAACUCCCUGGAUCCUGGACAGUAAAGAAAGCUUCUCAAAUCUUCAAGAUUCCUCAGUUGUCGAUCAAAUGCAAGAAGCCUAAACGCAAAUAGAUGACGAAAAUUCUACAACAUUUAUCAGAUAGAGAUGUUAGCCAAGCAUGACUUCAAGACUCCAUAACUAAUCAGUGACCAGAAGAAAGAAGCCUGCUCGCAAAGAAGUGUCAAAAACAGUGAUCGCAAAAUGAACUCUUCGACAUUUCUUCGAUGGAGAUGCAUGACUGCAACACUCAAUGCCUCAUUCUGGUGAUCGGAAGCAAGAAGCUUUAACGCAAAAAGAUGUCUGAAACCUAUCGCUGCGUGAUCACUCACUCGUACCAAUAUGUUAGUUACGAGGCUACCAAAAAAGCUGUAAAGCCGAAAUUCUUGUUACGACUACGAACCAGACCACUUUUGCUGCGCUCUCCAUCCCAAAUCAACCAUCCUGAUUCAUUUGAGUGGCGACGAGAAUGGGAUUUUAUACGGCAUCGAAUGUACAAAGGUUUGAAUGAUGAGGCCAAGGCCAAGAAAGGAGGACUGUGGUGAACCACCCUAUCGCAGCGUGGUGCUAAUCAUGUGUUCAAAUAUGUAAAUACAGAUGUUAUGAAACGGA